ACGGUUGCAUGACAGGCAGAGUUCUUGAACGCUCAGCUGCUGCAAGCUGAUUGCAUCCCUGUGCAUUUUCUUGUGAGAUGCACUGACUGUACCUUGAUGUCAUGUGUUCUUGCAAGAGGAAGUUCUACCUGCUACAUUUUGAGGAACAGAAUUAGACAGAAGGAGAUGUAAAGAUGCCUUGUUGUUGCGCUGAAAAAACUAAGGGGACUGUUGACGCUGGAGUACAGACAAAACCCAUAAGCCAAACUACAGUACCGUCUGUGGCCGAUACUCUGUUACAUGCAGGGCCAGGACAGCUGGGAAUUGUUUGGGGGAAAAAAAUUGUAAGUGUCAUUGAAAGUGAAUUACCUGAACUCAUCACUAGAGGAUCACAGACUGAAGCGGAUAAAUCAACUCAGACAGAACCACUUACUGCACCGCCAGAAAAAAAAGAAGUGAAAGAAUUAAAGCUGAAGAAACCACCACGAUUCAAAGGCAAUGUUUUUGCGAUGGAGCUGAAGAGAAGGGAACGGCGUUUCAUCAACAUGCCUGUUGUACAAGUGAGAGUUCAUCAUCUUCACAAAGGGGAGAACAGGGAGAGUGUUUUGUUUCGACUUGAGAAAGGAUGGACUUUGCGCUUUCUUCUGGGUCCAUCUUUGCAUGCUACCACCGUCCGCCUUUUUUGCAAUCAUCCAUUAGAGGAGAAGACACCAUUCAAUCGCAAUACUUAUAUUGAGCUGGAAUGGAAGCGUCCAACUGGCAUGCGAUCAGACUUGACUGAUGUCUAUGCUGAGAUUCCACUUAUCUUGUCUGGAUCCUUUAACUAUUACUUCACCAUUGAUGAGAGUGUAUUAAUCACAAAUGCCAAUGGACAAGGCUACUUUUUGGUGGACCCUAUGCUUAAAAUUGGCAACAUGGACAUCACUGUGGACUGCCUUCAGGUACAAACUGUCAUCACCAAGCUUCUUGGGCCCUUUGAUCAGUGGGAAAAGCGGUUGGAAGUUGCCAAAGAAUCUGGUUACAACAUGAUCCACUUCACUCCGGUCCAAGAAUUAGGCAUCUCCAAUUCAGCCUAUUCCAUCCGUGACCAACUAAAAUUGAGUCCAGUAUACUCUGCAAAUCCUGGAAUGAUAUACACCCUGAAUGACCUAGAUGCUUUAGUUCGCAAGAUGGAGAACGAGUGGGGAGUGCUAUCUAUGACCGACCUUGUCUUCAACCAUACAUCAAAGGACAGUCCCUGGCUAUUUCAACAUCCUGAAUGUUCUUAUAACUUAGAAAACUCCCCUCAUCUUCGCCCUGCUUAUAUUCUAGACCGCAUCCUUCACCAUUUUAGCCUUGAAGUAGCACAAGGUCGGUGGGUAAAGCAUGGUGUGCCAGCUGAAAUCAAUCAGGAGAGCCAGUUGCAGUCCAUCCGCCAUGUUCUUGUUACCGAAGUCUUCCCACGACAUAACCUAGCAGAGUUCUUCCAAGUAGAUGUGCAGAAAAUGACAUCAGCUUUCAAACGAGCUGUGGGAGAAGGUCGAACUGGAAAGAAGAAAGGAGAGUUUAAGAUCAUCCCAGAUCCACAGUGCCGACGAUUGAAUAACAUAGUUGAUCUAGACAUUGCCUUAACGAUAUACAACACUGACAGUGGUGCUGGUGACAUUCAAGGACCCAAAGGACCCAAUGUCCUCAGCCGUGAAGAACGAAUCCAAAAGUGCUGCGAAGCUUUCAUGGAGCGAUUGAUACAGCUAAACCAAGAGAAAGUGUGUGAGAUAAAUGACCACAUUGCAGCAGCAGUGGAUAACUUUCUUGCAAAUGCACGUUGGCGUUUUGUUGAUCCCAAAGGACCUCUUGUGGGCAAAGUCACUAAAGAUGAACCACUUAUGCAUGAUUACUUUGUGAUACCACCCAGUCAUGAAGGAUCUUUUGAAAAAGAAACUGAGAUGAUGACGACGGAAGGCAUGAAGGUGAUGGCUGUGAAUGGUUGGGUGAUGGGAGAUGACCCUCUCAGGAACUUUGCUGAACAAGGCAAUGUAUAUCUGCGCCGAGAGCUAUUAGCAUGGGGAGACAGUGUUAAACUGCGCUAUGGAGAGAAGCCUGCGGACAGCCAGUACUUGUGGGACCGGAUGAAAGAGUAUGCAGAAAACACUGCACGCACCUUUCAUGGUGUAAGGCUGGACAACUGCCACAGUACGCCUAUUCAUGUAGCAGAGUAUAUGAUUGAUGCAGCAAGAAAGGUGCGACCAAACAUGUACGUUGUGGCUGAGCUUUUCACUGGCAGUGAACACCUGGACAAUCUCUUCAUGAAUCGCCUUGGAAUCACUUCACUUAUCAGAGAGGCCCUGAAUGCAUGGGAUGCCCAUGAGCAAGGAAGACUGGUGUAUCGAUAUGGAGGCUUUCCAGUGGGGUCCUUCGCCCAGCCUAGGGUUCGCCCUCUGGUGCCUUGUGUCGCUCAUGCUCUCUUCUAUGACCAGACUCAUGACAAUCCUUGUCCCAUUGAGAAACGCUCCGUGUAUGAUUCCUGGCCCAGUUCAGCUCUUGUGGCAAUGGCAAACUGUGCAACAGGCAGUAACAGAGGCUAUGACCAGCUGGUUCCUUACCAUAUCCAUGUUGUGAAUGAGAAGCGGUUAUACCCAGUGUGGUCUAAAGACCAAACAAAUGCAUCAAUGAUCAGCAUAGCUUCAGGCAUCACCAAUGGCAAACGUCUCCUCAACAACCUACACUAUGAGCUAGCCAUAGGGGGAUUCAGGGAGGUGUAUGUGGAUCAGCUAGAUCCCGAAGUAGUGUCUGUAACCCGACAUAAUCCUCAGACUCACCAGUCAGUUGUUCUGGUAGCACGUACAGCCUUCAGCAAGCCUGGAGAUCCAAACAACCAGUGUUUCUUCAAACCAAUCUAUGUUCAAGGCAUUGUAGAAGAGAUCCUUUUUGAGGGAAGUAUUCGUAAGACCUCAGAUGCUGAAUACACACCAGAUAACAAUUUCAUCACUGGAUUGCCUUCCUUUCACAUCGAUGUCAGUGAGCACAUUCCUAUGAACCUUAGCAGGUACUGCUAUGAGCGUGAGCUGGAUGAUGGCAAUACACGAGAAAUCUCCUUUAAAAAUUUCACUCCAGGAACUGUUGUUGCUUUCAGAUGUUCCAUGACAGAAAGAGCUAAAAAGGCAGUGUUGGAGAUCAGAAAAUGCCUAGGACAGUUUGGGUACAUGAUGCGUUCAUACAGUGGCAAUGUCACCUUUGAUGAUACCUGGGACAGCUCUAACUUCCGAGCCGUUGUUUCACGCUUGUCACUGGGUGACUUGAACCGUGUCCUGUACCGAGUAGAAAAGGAGGAGAUUGAUGACCACUUUGGCUUCAGCACUUACCACAUACCUGAUCAUGGCAACCUAUGCUACUCUGGCCUGCGGGGUGUGAUGUCUGUCCUUGGAGAACUUCGACCCAAGAAUGAUCUUGGACAUCCUUUAUGUCAAAAUGUUCGCCAGGGAAACUGGCUGCUGGAUUACAUAUCCAACAGGCUGAAGACAAUCACCAACACUGUCAAGCUUGGAGAAUGGUUUGAAAGUACCUUUGAUCACGUGAAGCAGAUCCCUCGUUAUUUGGUGCCUUGCUAUUUUGACGCCAUUUUGACAGGGGCUUACAUUGUGCUGCGUGAGAUGGCGCUUGCCUCACUUUGCUGCUGACUUUUGGCGCAACUGGGGACGUGACACCUUCAUAUCAUUGCGUGGCAUGCUUUUAGUCACAGGCCGAUACCAAGAUGCCAGAAUGCUGAUUUUGGUAUAUGCAGCAACCCUGCGCCAUGGGCUGAUCCCCAACUUGCUAAGUGAAGGAGUCAAUGCCAGAUACAAUUGUCGUGAUUCUGUGUGGUGGUGGCUGCAGGCCAUUCAGAAUUACAUCCUCAUGGCCCCAGAUGGCAUUAAAAUUCUGCGACAGUACAGUAGACUGUACCCAGUUGAUGAUUCACCUCCUCUGAAACCAGGAGAACGUGAGCAACCCCUGCAUGAGGUAAUCCAGGAGGCCUUGAGCAGACAUGCAUCAGGCAUCAAAUUCCGAGAACGAGGUGCAGGGCCUAAACUGGAUGAACAUAUGACAGAUGAAGGUUUCAAUGUGGAAGUUGGUGUUAUAUGGCCCAAAGGAUAUGUGUAUGGAGGGAAUGUUCACAAUGCUGGUACCUGGAUGGAUAAAGUGGGGAGCUCUGUUAAAGCUGGGAACCAUGGUCAGCCUGCAACACCUAGGGAUGGUUCAGCUGUGGAGUUAAUUGGUCUUUGUGCAUCAGCACUGCGUUGGUUGGCACAGUUGAACAAGAGUGGCCAAUAUCCAUAUGAUGGUGUACAGAUUGUUAACAAAGACUUCAGGGACAAGAAGAUCACCUUCAAGGCUUGGUAUGAGGCUAUUCAAGCUAACUUUGAAAAGGAUUUUUACAUUGCCAAGGAACCAAAUCCUGCCAAUGAGCCUUGCCCAGAGUUGAUCAUGCGGCGUGGCAUUUACAAAGACUGUUAUAAUGCCACCCAAUUCUGGUCUAAUUUCCAACUACGUCCCAACUUUUGUGUUACUCUUGUUGUGGCACCUGAUCUGGUCAAUCCACACAAUGCCUGGACAGCCCUUACAAAGGUUCAGGAAAUCCUUCUUGGGCCACUUGGUUUGAAAACUCUUGACCCAACAGACUGGGCCUAUAAUGGUGACUACGUCAACUCCAACGACUCAUGUGAUCCUCGUGUUGCACAUGGCUUCAACUACCACAAUGGACCGGAAUGGGUUUGGCCUAUGGCUUAUUUCCUGCGAGCUAAGCUCUACUAUGCCUCUAAGUUGGAUAAGUCAAUUCCUGGGAUACUGAAAGACACCGCUGAGUUUGUUGAUGCUGUUCUUUGCAACCAUUACCAAGCACUUAUGCAGUCUCCAUGGAAAUCUUUGCCUGAACUUACCAACACAAAUGGAUCAUACUGUGCAGACAGCUGCAGGGCACAGGCCUGGAGUGAUGGCUGUAUCAUGGAAGUACUUUAUGAUCUGGAGCGCAUUGAGACUGCGGACCGCCCAUCCAAAGUCAAUUUGACAGCCUAGUCUCCAUGCAACAUCCUGUGCAUUUUUUAAGAACUGUGUCAGAGAUCAGAGCAAAAUGUGUUAGGAUUUGAACUUCCUUAGCACAUUGCAUACCAAGUACUAAAAUGCAGAUAUUUCUUAAGAGAUGAGAUUUGAGCAGUUGCUUUUCGUUACAAUCAUUAUCACCUUACACUAAAGUGUUUUGAAAAGGAAAAAAGAUAAAAGCUGAGGAGUGACCCUAAUCAGUUUUCUUAUCAUAGUGUCUCUGCCCACUUUUUCUUUCUUUCUUUCUUUUUUUUCUUUUUUUUUUUUUUUUUUUUUUUGAGGCCGGGGAGAUUAGUUAUUGACUGCAAAUAUAGAGUUUGCUUGCCUAUCUAUACAUAUUAAGCACCGGACAGCGAAUAAAGACUUAGUUUUGUACUAAAGUGUAAUGUCAGUGUAUGAGUGCAACGUAAACAAAAUGAAGGCCUGCCAAAGAAUUAUCUUCAAAUUUUCAAUGCCAUUAUUAGCAGUGACUGAUGCAUAGUGUUGGCAAUGUUUUCUGUAUUGAACACAAAAGGCCCUGUUCAGUAACCUCCAACGAAAUCAUGAAAAGAUUAUUUAAAUCAUACAAAUAUUCUAUUCCUUUGCAGUACCUGUGCAUUUGGUACUACACUAAAAACUGUUUUGGUUUUAUAUUGUUUUAGACAGCAAAACAGGUACUUGGAUGUAUUCAAAAUCACCUACUUCUCAGUGACCAUGCUUUUUUAGUAGCUGUCUUGAGAUGCUUUUCAGCUUGUCAUUUUUGUUAACUGUAGUAGUAAAUUGAAUGAAUCGGGUGUUGUUUUUGUAUUUACUAUAAAUCUAAGGUGUGAUUGGUUAUACACACACUUUCAUAAUGCAGUACAGGGGGUCCUUGACUUACGACAUUGUUCCGCUCCUUCGUCACUUCAUAAACCGAUUUUCACUGUAAGUCGGAACAUACGUACAUACUGUACAUAAAUAAAUACUGUAAGCACUUAUCCUAUCCUAACACCUAUCCUAACUCAGUAAUUAUCAAAAAACACAUAUAUGGGAGAUGUGUCGUAACCACGAAACAUCAUAACUUGGGACUGACGUAACCCGAGGACCUCCUGUACUUUCUUUCUUCCUGUCUGUGUGUUAGGAAAUAGAUAUGCUGUCAUUCCUGAUCUUCAUGUGUAUUAGUUAAGAGAGUAUUCAUGAAUCAUUUUUGACUCUCUAAAUUUGUGAGUAUUUUACAUAAUAGUGGUUUAAAUUUUGCUUGUCAUCAUUAGCAUUGAUAUUCUUUGCUUCGGGUUACUUUCUGAAGAUUAAGAGAAAGAGAAGUUAUACUUCUGCUUACCACAGCAUCCUGUUAAGGAAGAUGAAUUGUUAUAGCUUUAUCAUCAGUAACGCUCUAAUCUCCAGUAUUCAUUUAGACUGGAGAAGAUAAAUGUUAGUCACCAACUACCAGUGGUAGCAGCCAUUAUUACAGUUACUCAGGUGAAGGGUGAUCAGUAUUAAAUGAAAACUAUACGCUUGAUAAUGCAUAUGCAAGUUCUCAAUAGCAGGCUUAACUUGACAUUAAAAAUUAGUUCUUUUGUAAAAUACAUGGUUUUCAGAGCUUUACAGAUUAUGAUAAGAUUUUAUGGAGUUGUUUCCAGAAUGUUCUGAGGUGCUAAAAAAUACGAGGCAACUAAUAGCAAACUGGUGUUCCCAUCAACACAGCAAAGUUUAUAUACAGGUAAACUUAUAGUACAUGUGUUUUUUCCAUAGCUUCUUUCCACAGUUCUGGGUGCAGUUUAGUGUUUCUUACUACCAUUGUGAAGAAUCCAAAGACCUCGUUAUUACAUGUGAAUCAUGUGCAUUUAUUUACUGGUGAUUCCUGCUUUAUUGGUCCUAGCAUUUGAAUAUCAUUCCAUUUGUUGUCCCAGAGUGCAUCAUUCCAUGCUUGGCUGUAAAAUCUUGUAGUUCAGUUGACCCUGUACAUGUAGACCACAACUGCAUUUUUUAUAGAAUUGACAGUGCAAAAUGUUGCAAACUUGAGGGCUUUGACCAAAGAUUUGAAGGGAUACAUAAUCAAGGCUUUCUAAGAAAGUAGAGUCACUUCAUGCUCAUAACAGACAAAAUGAUGAAGUAAGAAGAGGUUAUUGAGUAGGUUUGUUAGGUAAUGCAAGUAGUUUGAGUGCACAUACAUGUUGUUUCCUUUCAAAAGAUUGGCUGUGAGUCCUGGAUUAAUGUUGACUGCCGCAAUAGAGUCUUUCAGAAUUGCCAUUUGUGUUUUGCUGCUGUAAUCUGUGAUCUGGGUAGAUUGGUAGUGAUGCCUUUUUCUCAGGUGUUGUUAUCACUUUAUGUGCUGUUUUUGCCUUUUAAUCAAUAUUGAUAGUAUCCAUAAAAUUCCACUGCAGUGGCUUGACUUACAAGGUUGCUAACAAUUACAGUAUUUUUGAGGUACUGUCUUGACUUCAUCGAUACAGCAUUGUUCAGAGAUACUACCCAUUAUAGAAGAAUGUUAUAUAAAUGAUGUCUAGUCCAUUAGAUGUUUUUCAUUUUUACCUGAUGGCAUCUUUGAAGAGCAUUUCUGAAAAGAAGCCUUUUUUUCUUUAAGUUUCCAAACUUUUCUUCAACUUUUAACCAAAGCAAUGAUCAUUAGGAGUUGUUUGUUUUUAUGAAAUAAAAUUAGUUACUUUUCAUGCUCGUUUAUGUUUCCAUGGAAUUUACGUUAUUAAUCAUACCCAGACUAUUGGCCUUAUUAGAUGGUCUUUUAAUCAGGGAAACAACAGUAUUUUCACCUGUUCCAGUCUUGAACACACUUUAUGAAGCAUGUAAGGUUAUUACAAACUAUUUUUUUCCCAUUCCUAAUCACCAGAUACGUAAUGAGAACAGUUCUUGCAUAUCUGUAUGGGUAUCUAUUGAGACAAUGUUUUGUACUUACUAUUUAAUAUCUGCAUGUCUAAUGGUUUGUUAGUUCCUGGCUUUGUUGCAUGUACUGCCUUCUGGUACAGUUUUUAAUUGUUUUUAUAUGUGGUUUCUGAUAAAAAUAAUUUUCAUUUGCUGAAAUGAAUGAUUACUCAUGGUUGUUUUCAUGUCUGGUGAUACAGUGACACACAUCGUUUAUUCAUUCAUCUUAUCAUCAGUUUUUUAAUGCUUAUACAUAUUUUUCUGUAAUGGUGUUUAGGAAAGUAUAGGUUUUUUUUAGGUCUCUGUAUUAUCUGUAUAACCUUUGUUUUUUUUUUUUAAUCUUGUUUUCAUUGCCUGUCAAGAUGAAUUUGUCUUGUGUCAUUGUAGGUAGGACUUGGAAUUUCAGCAUUGCACAUCCAUCAUUACAAAGAUGUCCAUCAUAAGCAUAUCAAAGUUUCUAUAGUAGUCUUUAUUUGAUCAAAAUGUUUCUUUGAGUAUUAUCCUAUUUUCACACAAAUAUCAGCCUUUUUCAGAAACAUACAUGUAGGCAUCUACUCCCCAAUGCCUGACAUAGGCUAGGGGCCAUUUUUGCUGCAUUCAUCAGAGAAUGGUAAUGUACAACUAUUUUCAAUCAUACCAUACCUGUGCUGUUUGAUUGAUGUGAUUUUGGCAGCCAUGUUUGCAUAACAUAUACACUUGCCCAAAAACAAGGUUUACUCUGACCAUUUUUAUUGUUGCUGUUCUCAUUUGCCUAUUUUUGUUACACUUGGAGGCCAGCUCUCGAAAUGAAACUGACAGUCAUCUGCAAAGCAUCCAAAAGUUCAUACAGCUUGGUACCGAGGGGCAUCUGCAACAGCCAGACCUCUGCCCUCUAUUCCUGGAGCAGUGAAUCACCUCAGGAGAACUUUGGAGCUGACACCAGAUGUAGCUUCUGGUAAAAGGGGAAACUUUAGUCUGUUGUACCAUAUUGAGGCAGAAAAUCAUCAAUUAUAUGGUUGUAGCUGUUUGGUGGGCAUGACUGUCUGUGUCAAGCCUUGAUGAUUUUCUUCAUCUCAGUUAGACAUUGUUUUUAUCCUGCUCAUCUUCAGCCCUAAGUUUUGUAUUUUCUGUUGACCUGCUCAUUGUUUGUAAUACCACAGUGUGAAGGUAUCCACUGCAAUGCUGUUUUCAGGCAAUUAAUAUUGUUCAUUGCUACUAUCAGCUAGGGUAGCUGGUUAUUGCUAGCAGCUUGGAGCACAGAGCAUCUGUCAUGAACACAUGUGGAUCUGAUCUUCCUUUGGUACUUAUGCUGUUCACUACACAGAUCAGGCCUCCUAUGCAGAAAGCCAUGAUUGGACUAUUGUCAAAAUAACAUGAAAAUUCUGAUGCAGGUGCUACUGUAUGAUAUAGCACUGCAAUAGAGGUCUCUGCUUCGGAAUUUUCACAAUCACAACGAUAGUCCAAUCUGGGCUUCCUGCAUACGAGACCAGGGCUUGAACUUAAGCUCUAUCGUUGGUGCAUUGAGAGCCUGUUGGUGUGUCUAUCAUCAGCAACUAUCCAUGAGGGUGCUGGAUGUAAAAUAUAACAUUUGGGAUAGCAUCCAUCACUCACCCAUCUGUGUAAGUCAUAUCCAUGCUUUUUGUGGGUACUUUUCUUCUAGCAUUGCAAAUGUCAGGGUUUUCUUGCUUGUGUCACUGAGUUGGCAGCGGAGUGGGGAAUUUUGAUACAUGUGACAGUGCGAUUGUCUCUUCCGAGGAGGAUUGUUAAAAGGCUGGCCAUUUUUCAUGCAGUUGAUCACAAUCCUUUUACUUGGGGCAGACAUUAAACAUUUAAUUUCAAAAUCAUGUUAAUGAGAAAGGCAUGAGUUUAUGACAGACUAGUGUUAUAGGUACAUAUUUUUUGUGACUCUUAAGAGAGAUGGCUGAUUUCAUAAACAUAUGUGAGAGAACUUAAGCACUGGGUUCAAAUAUGGUAUCAGUACCUGUGCUGUUAAAGAAUCAGCUUCUGAAUUGAACAAUUUCCAUGCUGUUUGGUGUAUGAAGGAGACGGUCAUUACAAGUAAAUUAUGUAGUCUUUCUGGGAUAGUCUGGGUGUGUGCUCACCUUUAUGAUUAUGUUGAACUAGAGAGAGAAUAUUUGUAGGAACAGUGUUGACUCUAGUUUAAUUUUUAAUGUAACUGAUCAUGUAACACUAUCUUAAAGAUAAUCAACCCAGACCAUUGUUUAAGGAUUAGUAUAUUAUGAAGCAUUGUGUGCAGUAUCUAUGCCAGUUUCAAACUCUAAUUCCCCUGUACAAGAAUGCCUUCUCCUAAUUUCCCAUAUUUCAAGCUAUAAGUGUGUAGAGAAAGUGUGCCAUCUGACAACAUUUUGGGCCUCUGCGCUGACAAGAUCACCUUCUUGCAGAUGUGAUUUAAUCAUAUACUCAUCUUCUUCAGCUCCCCACCUGGGAGAUUUACAGAUACCAUGGGCAUAGGGACAUGCAGGCUGGAUGACCUUAAUCUUCAUUUAAUAAUUAACUCCGUUUUUUAUAAGCCUGUAUUCUCGGUUAUCAAACCCCUCGUUAAAAAAUUGCAGUGUAAUGUUAGCUGAAUUUGUAACUUGCAUAGCUGUACACUAUAUGAAUCUUGUGUUAGAUGCAACACGGGAGUCUGGCGUUCAUGAAUGAAAGUUUUUGGCAAGUAUCUGUGACCUGCAAAUAUUACCCAAAUACCCUUUCCCCUUAGAUCUAGAUGGGGCUGUUGCUUCUGCAGUCUGAGACUGACAGUGUGAGGGCCUUUUUCUUCACUGUCACACACUUUGAGAAUGUUUUUUGCUCUUUCAAGUAGUGAAAUUGGGUGUGUCCAGCAUUUCUGUUUAAUAUUGAAUGUAGUAAAUGAUUGCAGUUACGUGGUUUUCAAGGGACAUUAGAUUUGGGAUUUUUUUUCACCCCAAUUUUAUACAUACAUGUUUAAAAUGUAACCAAUAUUUACAGUUUUAUUUAGUCUGAGCAAACUAAUAAACUUUUUGAAGCAAUA
Pomacea canaliculata is the source of this 10861-nucleotide messenger RNA. RefSeq names its product glycogen debranching enzyme-like. Gene Ontology annotation, biological process: glycogen biosynthetic process; glycogen catabolic process. The record is from RefSeq and is a predicted model, not a curated record. Gene Ontology annotation, molecular function: 4-alpha-glucanotransferase activity; amylo-alpha-1,6-glucosidase activity. NCBI's taxonomy places the organism in Eukaryota, Metazoa, Mollusca, Gastropoda, Architaenioglossa, Ampullariidae.